AGGAAAAGUGUUCUCUCUAGUCUUAGAAAUGAUGACAGAUCGUGCCUUGGGAUCGUUGUUGCUGGCGGGCAACACGAUCUUCUUCAUCUACUACGUCCUUUGGAUUGGUGUCAUGCCGUUUGUGGAUGAGUCGCACUUCACCCAGGUCCUCUUUCUGCCGCGUGAGUACGGGCUGCUGCUCGCGGCACUCGUGAUGACGACCGCGGUGGGGAUCGGCAUGACGGUCGGCUCGCUGCACACGAUCUGGCGCACGGGGUACGUUCCACCACCACCAGCAGCAGCAGCAGCGACCAGCGGUGAAGUAGAUGUUGUCGGUGUGGUGCAUCGAGGGAGCGGCGACGAGAACCUGCAGCCCACAGGUUGA
Messenger RNA from Leptomonas pyrrhocoris, 364 nucleotides. RefSeq lists its product as hypothetical. Gene Ontology annotation, molecular function: enzyme regulator activity. The record is from RefSeq and is a predicted model, not a curated record. Gene Ontology annotation, cellular component: dolichol-phosphate-mannose synthase complex; endoplasmic reticulum membrane. The transcript has a single exon. The coding region runs from base 29 to 364 and encodes 111 amino acids. Gene Ontology annotation, biological process: GPI anchor biosynthetic process. NCBI's taxonomy places the organism in Eukaryota, Euglenozoa, Kinetoplastea, Trypanosomatida, Trypanosomatidae.